This is a messenger RNA of Suillus paluster, 1278 nucleotides long. RefSeq lists its product as uncharacterized. The coding region runs from base 1 to 1278 and encodes 425 amino acids. The transcript is spliced from 12 exons. NCBI's taxonomy places the organism in Eukaryota, Fungi, Basidiomycota, Agaricomycetes, Boletales, Suillaceae. The record is from RefSeq and is a predicted model, not a curated record.
AUGGGCUUCACACAAACUUCUACUCGCCCCUAUUUGAUGGGCGACCUCACUGCAGACUCUCGACCUCAAAUGCUUCAAGAGCGUUCGAAACGCAAAUCAGACUUAGAUACACCGGAUGAAUCACUCCCUCCCAGAUUCAAGCGGCGUACCCUCGCCCGAUCCUAUGCGAUAUCUGACCUCGCAGCAGACUCCCAACCUCCGAAACGCAAACCAGACUCAGAUUCACCAGAUGAUUCCCUCCCUCCCAGUUUCAAGCGGUGUACCCUUACCCGAUCCUAUGUGAUUUCUGACCUCGCAGCAGACUCCCGACCUAAAUUGCUUCAAAGCUCAAAACGCAAACCAGACUCAGAUUCACCAGAUGAUUCCUUCCCUCCCAGUUUCAAGCAGCGUACCCUCGCCCGUUCGAUUGACAUCACCUGUACUGUCACCCGCCCCAGUGCGAUUUCUAACCACGCAGUUCAGACAAGACCUGCAGUGUACUACAGUGCAGACCCUGUCCCCCUGCACGUCUCCCUUCCAGCUGACUUCGCUGGAUGCGGCACACCGACUUCAUGUUGGCCCUUUCCAAAUGAGCUGAUAUUGAUGAUCUUCGAACAACUGCCUGUUAUAUUUUCAUUCCAUGGGCCUCCACGUCGAGCAGAUGUGGCUGCGAGUGACCGUAACUUGACAGCCCUCAAGGUCUUCUUGGAGGCGUUGAGAGGUAGAGUCGAUCUGGCGUCUCUUUUCCACCUCAUCAAGGACCUUGGUUGCUCUAGUUUUCGAUAUUCAAGCAUCCAAGCAGAGUACCCUUGUACAAUGGUAGCCAAUCUUGUUCCCCAAUCAGACCCAGGCGAAAAUUCCCCAAUCACCGAUCUCUCACUCACCCAUGUAGCCUUGAGUGGCAUCCAGUGGGCCACACUGCUGCAAAACGUUCACCUUCCGCUACUUCAUAUGUUGAGCGUCGACGUAGAGUGUCCCACCGCUGCUCUAGGCGUUCUUGGUGGUCCACCUUGGUACCUUCUUGCCCUCCUAGAAAAAGUUCAUCCAGCGCACUCCAUCCGACACCUGAGCGUACGGUUUGAGGAAGAUUCGACCACGUUCAAUCCUAAUUACUUGUCCGCCAUUCUGGACAUUACUCGACACUUUACCGUCAUCCAGGAGCUGCAGUUAAACUUCUAUGGUGUUGCUCAUCCCUCCGACCACUUUGACGUCCUGGUUGAUGAAUGCCGCACUGUGCCUGUAAAAAAUCUAGCGAUUUCUACGCAUUGCGGAGAUGAUAUCUUUGCUGCAAAAUGUUGA